Messenger RNA from Chenopodium quinoa (quinoa), 2719 nucleotides. RefSeq names its product glucan endo-1,3-beta-glucosidase 4-like. Gene Ontology annotation, molecular function: hydrolase activity, hydrolyzing O-glycosyl compounds. Bases 1066 to 2547 code for a protein of 493 amino acids. Gene Ontology annotation, cellular component: plasma membrane. The record is from RefSeq and is a predicted model, not a curated record. Lineage: Eukaryota; Viridiplantae; Streptophyta; Magnoliopsida; Caryophyllales; Amaranthaceae. Gene Ontology annotation, biological process: carbohydrate metabolic process. The transcript is spliced from 6 exons.
AUAUGUAUGGGUAAUGAGUUUAUGUACAACUUUGCAUCAAGUUAAUACUUGGUAGUAUAAAAGAAUGAAACAAGUUGAAGACGAGCAAUAUGAAUAUUGAAUACGACAUAUCUGUAUUAUUUUAUAUUCUAGGGACAAACACAAGAAGGGAGUGGCAUUUGGCAUUGUCCUUAGAUUCUGCAAUCUACAACUCAUGGAAGCAUGUACAUUUGGUCAUACCCGAGAUCAUUUAACAUGGAACUAUGUUUAUAUUACCAUUUACCAGUAAUAACCAGCCAACCAACUUACACAGCAACAGCAUUUAAUAUAGUUACCGUUUCGUAUCUUUUCAUCUUCCAAGCUAAAGAAAUAAGAGAGGGCGGUAAUAUCUAUGCUCCUGCCCUAGAUUUACCACUCAUUCCAUUUCUGGACAAUAUUCACUUCUCUUUUUGGCUAUUAUAUGCUACUAAUUCUCAUCAGAGGUCACAGGUGAUGGUCCCCAUUGCAGUAAUACCCUGUUUCUUUCUAGUUGUGUAUUCAUAUUUCACUUGUACUUGUAUUAGGCUUCGUUUUUAAUUCGGGAGUAUGUUUCUCGUUAAAACAAGCGGAGUCUUAUUUUUACGUUAGACUGUAUUAGAGAGUGUUCACAUUAUUAGGACUUUGAAAAAAGGAAGAAGACAUAAGCAUAGGAUUAAUAGCAGAAAAGGGGGGACAGAAAUGUACACGCUGGUAGAACUUUCUGCUUUGAACAACUGAAGCAUAGCUGUGUCCGUUGUUUUACCACUCACUCACUAAAUUCAUCUUCGAGCACUGUGCUUCUCUCUCUUCAGGUUUCUUUCUCUCUCCUCUUCUUCAUUAAUUAUCUUCUACAUUUUUUCCAAAACUCUUCUGCUAUUUUAGAAGUUGAAUUGAUAGAUAAAUAGGGAGAAGAAGAGGAGUUACCGUUAUAAGGUUUAUGGUUGCUUAAACGUCACUGAUUUUGCUGGUUUUCUUCUACUUUCAUUUUCAGCUCUGUACGUGAUAACUCACCCCUUGAGCAGUUUAACUUAGCCGCGCAUUGUGAAAAUUUAAGCUUACCUAGGCUGAAUGAUGCCUGAAAAAUGGCUGCAAAGAGUCCUGGUGCUAUUAAUCGGCUUUCUUCCUUGUAUUUUAGGUGCGUUCAUUGGGAUAGAUAUAGGAACACAUUUAUCUAAAUUGCCCCCUGCAUCAGAAGUGGUUGCAAUUCUUAAAGCCAAUGAGAUUACUCAUGUUCGGCUUUUUGAUGCUGAUUCUCUCAUGCUCAAUGCCCUUGCCAAUACGAGCAUAGAAGUAAUGGUUGGUGUCACAAAUGAGGAACUUCUAGGGAUUGGGCAAUCACCAUCUGUUGCUGCAGCAUGGGUAAAUAAAAAUGUGGCAGCUCAUGUUCCUAACACCAAUAUCACUGCAAUUGCUGUUGGUAGUGAGGUUUUGACUACAAUACCGCAUGCUGCUCCAAUUCUUGUUCCUGCAAUGAAUAACAUUCAUAAAGCUAUUGUUGCAUCCAACUUAAAUUUCAAGGUCAAAGUCUCCACCCCCCACUCCAUGGACAUAAUUUCUAGGCCUUUUCCUCCUUCAACUGCUAUCUUUAAUUCAUCAUGGAACUCCACUAUGUACCAAGUACUUCAGUUCUUAAAGAAUACCAACUCUUAUUUCAUGCUAAAUGCAUAUCCUUAUUACGGGUUUACCAAAGGAGAUGGCAUUUUCCCGCUUGAGUAUACUCUUUUUCAACCUCUGUCCUCAGUCAAGCAGAUUGUUGAUCCAAACACACUGUAUCAUUAUGAUAGCAUGUUUGAUGCCAUGGUGGAUGCUGCUUAUUAUUCGAUUGACGCAUUCAAUUUUUCUGGGGUCUCAGUAGUGGUGACCGAAACCGGUUGGCCAUGGAAUGGAGGAGCUAAUGAAAAAGAUGCCACCGUAAAAAAUGCUCAGACAUACACUAAUAAUUUGAUCAGAAGGGUGAUGAAUGACUCAGGUCCACCUAGUCAGCCAACUAUGCCAAUAAAUACAUACAUUUAUGAGUUGUUCAAUGAGGAUGAGCGUCGUGGUCCUAUCUCUGAGAAAAAUUGGGGGUUGUUCUUCACAAAUGGCUCCUCUGUAUAUCCUGUUAGUCUUAGUGCUUCUGGUCAAAUGCCAGGCAAUUCCACAGGUUCAUUCUGUAUUGCAAAGUCAGGUGCCGAUGAAGACAAGCUGCGGAAGGGUUUGAACUGGGCUUGUGGUGAAGGUCAUGCGAACUGUACAGCCAUUCAGGAAGGCCAGCCGUGUUACUACCCUGAUACUAUAGAAAACCAUGCCUCUUACGCAUAUAAUGAUUAUUAUCAAAGGAUGCAUAGUGUUGGCGGAACUUGUGAUUUUGAUGGUACAGCAACUACGUCUACUGCCGAUCCUAGUUAUGGUUCAUGUGGUUUCACUGGGAGUGCGAAUUCAACUGCUGGGAGAGGAUUCAGUCCCACGGCAUUUGGUCCAGUGAGUCCUCUCACGGGGAGUAGGAGCAGCAUGUUAUAUCCUGAAAUUGGAGUAAUAGUUGGAAUCUUUUUGCAUUGGUUUUGGCUUUGAUAUGCGAAUUGUUGAUUGAAUUUUUGUACCCAAUACAAUACUGAUGAGAUAGAUUGCUUUGUUAGUGACAUCCAUAGGAAUUGAUCACCAGUGUUAUGUCAGUGUUAAUGUUAUUUUGUAUUGAGUCCAGGUAUUCCACUUGUCUGUAAUCAAAUGCAAUUUUUUGCCCUUA